AUGACACCUCAUGCUCAGUCAGAACUGAACCGGUGGUCCGCUGAAAUUGGCGGAGAAAUCCACGACGCCUCCCUCAAGGUGGCCGAGCUGAGGAAGAUGUCCAAGCAGAAGGGCAUCUUCAACGACAAGACCAACCAAAUCCAGGAGCUGACCCACACCGUGAAGCAGAGCAUUCAGCUGCUAAAUCAAAAGAUCGAAGCGCUGGAGAUGAAAACAAAGGGCUCUGGGCCGAACAAGAGCUACCAAGCGCACUCUUCCGCAUUGGUGGAUGCGCUCAAGACGAGGCUGCUGCAAGUGACCAAAGAGUUUAAAGAUGCCUUGGAGGACCGCACGAAGGCUUUGGAGCAGCAGGACAAAAGGAGACAGAUGUACACCUCUGGGGCGGGCUUCGAUGCCGGUCGGCAGAGGCCGACACCAGCUGGCAACCCAGAAGACUUGGAAGGCGGCGGUGGUGCACGUGCGAUGUCGAUGCAGCAAGGUUACCACAACUCCAGGGCAGAGGCGGUGCAAAGUGUUCAGAAGACCAUCGGCGAGUUGGCACAAAUGUUUCAGAAGAUGGCCGUAAUGGUGACUGCUCAAGAAGAGAUGAUCCAGCGGAUCGACAGUGACCUGGACGAUACCCUGGACAACACAAAGAAAGCGCAGGACAACUUGCUUGAGUAUUUCCACUACAUAUCCUCGAACCGUGCUCUCAUCAUCAAGGUCUUCCUGAUUCUGAUAUUUUUCGUGAUUUUCUUUGUGGUGUUUUUGGCAUGA
Molecule: messenger RNA, 756 nt
Organism: Symbiodinium sp. CCMP2456
Lineage: Eukaryota; Dinophyceae; Suessiales; Symbiodiniaceae
Source: the annotation of a GenBank genome assembly